This is a messenger RNA of Arabis nemorensis, 735 nucleotides long. NCBI's taxonomy places the organism in Eukaryota, Viridiplantae, Streptophyta, Magnoliopsida, Brassicales, Brassicaceae. The record is from the annotation of a GenBank genome assembly.
AUGGUGACUGAUAAAACGAUACUCGAUCAGGUGAAGGAGAAUAUUCCGGUGGAUGAGGAGGAAUCUCUGGUUUUGAAUCGAGACUCAAGCGUCGGUCUUGUCAUCGUUGACGUUGUUAACGGCUUCUGCACCGUCGGCUCCGGCAAUAUGGCUCCAACAAAGCCUAACGAACAGAUAUCGAAGAUGGUUGAUGAAUCUGCAAAGCUUGCAAGAGAAUUCUGCCAUCGGAAAUGGCCGGUUUUCGCGUUUCUCGACUCUCAUCAUCCUGAUAUUCCGGAGUUCCCGUAUCCUCCUCAUUGUAUCAUAGGAACUGACGAAUCAAAUCUUGUUCCUGCUCUGCAGUGGAUUGAAAGUGAGAACUGUGUCACUCUUAGGCGAAAGGAUUGCGUUAAUGGGUUUGUGGGUUCCAUGGAGAAAGAUGGUUCUAAUGUUUUUGUUGAUUGGGUUAAGGAAAAACAGAUCAAAGUCAUUGUGGUUGUAGGUAUCUGCACAGACAUAUGUGUGUUUGAUUUUGUGGGUACUGCACUCGCUGCAAGAAAUCACGGUGUUCUUCCUCCUCUAGAAGAUGUCGUAGUGUACUCUCAUGGCUGCGCAACUUUUGACCUUCCUCUUCAUGUUGCAAAAGACAUCAAAGGCGCUCAGGCUCAUCCUCAGGAGUUGAUGCACCAUGUAGGUCUAUACAUGGCUAAAGGAAGAGGAGCUAAGGUAGUCUCUGAAAUCUCUUUUGAUCCUUGA